UUCAACCAGGUAAGCUGCAUCAAAACACUCAGGGCCCAGCAGGAAUAAAUGCUCCCAGCCUCCCAUUCUAUUCACAAUGCCGCUUUUCCAUGACCUGCUGUCUCUCGUCUGGAUUCCCAUGGGAUUUCAUACACAACCUCUGUACAUGAUCUUUUGCUUUACCGCUGCGUAUUACUAACAUCAUGCAUCAGAGAAUCGGUAGUUGUCCUGAGUUGUAAUCAGGCUUAAUUACGUGCAUACUCCGUGACUUCUUCCAUGGCCUUGCAAGGAGCUUCUUCAUCUUCUUCUUCCUUUCUUUCUUUCACCGAUCAGUACCGCUGGGCAUAUGAUGUAUUCUUGAGUUUUAGAGGUGAAGAUACUCGUAAUAAUUUCACUGCCCAUCUAUAUGAUGCUCUACAUCGAAAGGGAAUCAACACUUACAUAGACUAUGAUCUUAGAAGAGGAAAUGAAAUUUCAUCGGCACUUCUCAAAGCUAUUGAAGAGUCGAGAAUUGCGGUUAUUAUAUUCUCUCAAAACUAUGCAUCUUCCACAUGGUGCUUAGACGAAUUGAAGAAGAUCCUUGAUUGUAAUAAAACAAGGCAACAAAUUGUUCUUCCUGUAUUUUACAACAUAGAUCCAUCAGAAGUACGACAUCAAAAAAGAAGUUUUGGUGAAGCAUUUGAAAAACAUCAACAUAGGUUUAAUGAUGACAUGAAAGUGCGGAGCUGGAAGGAAACACUCAAAGAGGUGGCCAACUUGUCCGGGUUUCAUUUAGGGAACAGGAAUGAAUCUGAAUUCAUUAGCGAAAUUGUUGAAGAGGUUUCAAGAAUAGUAAAUCGUAUAUACUUAAACGUUGCCAAGUAUCCAGUUGGAAUAGAGUCUCAUAUACAAGAUAUUAAUUUGCUUCUAAGUAUUGGGAUGAAUGACAUACGCAUGAUAGGGAUCCUUGGAGUUGGUGGAAUUGGAAAGACGACCAUUGCCAAAGCAAUCUACAACUCAAUUGCUUACCAGUUUGAAGCUAGUUGUUUUCUUGCAAAUAUUCGAGAAAAUUCAAAUCGAGAGGGUGGUCUAAUGCACCUGCAAGAGACACUUCUUUGUGAGAUCUUAGGAGACUCUAGAAAUUUGAAAGUUGGUAGUGUUGAUAGAGGAAUCAAUGUGAUAAAGCAUAGGCUUUGCUCUAAAAAGAUUUUACUAAUUCUUGACGAUGUGGAUAAGUUGGUCCAAUUAGAAAAUUUAGCUGGAGAUCAUGAUUGGUUUGGUUUAGGAAGUAGAAUCAUUAUAACAACAAGAGAUCAAAAUUUAUUGACUAGUCAUGAAGUUGAUUCAAUAUACAAGAUGAAUGAGUUGGAUCACGACAAAGCUCUUCAGCUCUUUAGUUUACAUGCCUUCAAAAGAGAAAAGCCUAUUGAUGAUUAUGUGGAACUAACAGAAGAUGCUAUACGAUAUGCAGGAGGUCUUCCACUAGCUUUAACGGUUCUAGGUUCAGAUCUAAAAGGUAGAAGCAUACAUCAAUGGAAAAGUGCUUUGGAUAAGCUCAAGAGAAUUCCUAACAAAGAUAUUCAAAUGAUACUGAGAACAAGUUAUGAUGGAUUGGAUGAUAAUGAGAAGGAUAUUUUCCUUGAUAUUGCUUGUUUCUUCAAAACAAAAGAUGUAGAUUAUGUCAUCAAAGUAUUGGAUAGUUGUCGUUUCUUUCCAGAUGAUGGUAUUCAAAGGCUUAUGGAUAAGUGUCUCAUAAGUGUUGAUGAGAAUGAAAAAUUGUGGAUGCAUGACUUGUUACAAGAUAUGGGUAGAGAAAUUGUUCGACAAGAAUCACCUAAAGAACCUGGCAAACGUAGUAGGUUGUGGUUUCAUGAAGAUGUUCGUUCUGUACUAGAGGAAAAUACGGUAACAAACAAAAUUGAAGGGAUAUUGAUAGAUUUGCCAGAACGAGACUUGAUAUGCUUAGGUUCCAAAGCAUUCAUGAAGAUGAAAAGACUCAGAAUAUUUAUAAAUCGCAAUGCACGUUUAUCUGGAGGGCCUAAUUACCUUUCUAAUGAGUUAAGCUUGCUUGAUUUGGGUGAAUGUCCUUUGCAAUCUUUGCCAUCCAAUUUUCAUGGAAAAAAACUCAUCGACUUUCAGAUGCGUAGUAGCCACAUAAAAGAAUUGGGGGAGGGAAUCAAGAAUUUUCAGAACCUCAAGUUUAUGAGUUCUUUUGAUUGUAAAUUCCUAACAACCAUUCCUGAUAUCUCAAGAAUUCCAAAUUUAGAGGAAUUGUAUCUUCGUAAUUGUGAAAGUUUAAUUGAGGUUCAUGAUUUUGUUGGGUCCCAUGAUCAUCUGACCUCUUUAUCAUUCUUCGGAUGCUCUAGCCUUAAAAGUUUUCCAAGAAGCCUCAGGAUGAGAUCUUUAGAAUCUCUUGUCGUUGAAGAUUGUUCAAGCCUUCAAAGUUUUCCUGAUAUUGAGUGUGAGAUGGAAUGCUUAAGAUUCAUUAAAUUUGAUCAAGCUCCUAUAAAAGAAUUGCCUUCAUCCAUUGGGUAUCUCACUGGCCUUCAGGAUAUAUACAUUAAAGGCUGCAAAAACCUGAUGCAUCUCCCAACUAACAUUCUUGAGUUGCAGCAUUUACGCAAUCUUUGUGUCAAAAAUUUUUCAGAAAUUGUUAAGCUUCCAAAGGAGAAAAGAUGUUCCACGCCCUGUGUCAUGUCAACAGAAGAAUGUGAAAUUUCAUCAAAUGAAGAAUUGCUCUUGCCACCUCCAUUGCCAGCACUAGAAUAUUUGAAUCUCUGCGAUUGUGUCCUAUCAAAGUCUGAUUUCUUUACAGCAUUUAAUUUCUCAUCCACUUUGGAAACUUUAGAACAGUCAAGGAGUGAUAUUGUUAUUCUUCCCACAAGCAUCAAAAGAUUUGUUGGACUGAGGUGCCUUAUGUUGUUGGAUUGCAAGCAACUUGAACAAAUUUUAGAACUUCCACCAAAUAUAGAAGAGGUGUUUGCCAGUGGAUGCAUUUCAUUGGAAACCUUUCCAGAAGUAGGAAAAAAAUUUGAGUUCAAUACAAGCACCUUACCAACACUACAUUGGAUUGACUUGUCUGCAUGCAAUAAAAUGCUUGUGAAUAUCAGGAAUCAUGUCACAAAUCCUUUAUUGGGGCAACUUGAGGAGGCACUUUCAGGUGGCAUUAUAUUUCCAGGGAAUAAGAUUCCAGACUGGUUUAGCCAUCGCAAGGAGGUUUCAAACAGUGACUCUUGUGAAAUACAAAUUAAUGGACCCUUGUGUUUGGAUCAGAUCAAAGGAAUUGUUUUGUGUGCUGUUAUUGGACCCACUAUUGGGAUCACCCCAGGUACACCCCCUCCUGAUAUUAGUGCUAAGAUCAUUGGCAAUGGAGUCGAAAGGUUCCUUAGAGAAAGAACAAUUCAUUUAAUGGAUCAUGUAUGGCUAGAGUACUCCAUUCCGGAAUCUUUUAACCAAGAGGAGAACAGUUUGCGAGUUGAGUUUUCUUGUGAAUCAAAGAUAGUGUUCUUUAAAGGCUGCGGGUUGCAUUUGAUAAACAAGCUCGAAGAAAAUGUGAAAGUUCAUCCAAGUGUGCUCCCUAAGAAUGUUGAUGUCGAGAUUGAAGAUUCAGUGGCCUCAAUGGAUGGUAUUCAAGUUUCUAAGAGACAACGUGAUGGUGAUGAUGACAUCUUGUAAUCCAAUUGGUACCUACAAUAGAAGAGUCUAAAGUCCACUCAUGAUGCCGUUGAUGGUAGUAUAGAAUGAACUGAUUUUGCCACUGGGGUGGGUUAUACAGACUUAAAAUUUGUUAUAGAAUUGCUGGUUGUUUUAAGCAUGUCAUUAAAGAGGAUGAAUAACUUUAGCCCCCUCAUUACCUAAUAAGUUUCGUAUAACCCAACAAUAUUGACAAAGUUGCACUCCAAGCUA
Molecule: messenger RNA, 3864 nt
Organism: Carya illinoinensis
Lineage: Eukaryota; Viridiplantae; Streptophyta; Magnoliopsida; Fagales; Juglandaceae
Product: disease resistance protein RPV1-like
Exons: 5
Coding region: 256-3633 (1125 amino acids)
Biological process (GO): signal transduction; defense response
Molecular function (GO): ATP hydrolysis activity; ADP binding
Source: RefSeq, a predicted model, not a curated record